AAAAAAGAAGAAUAUAAAGAAAAUAUUGAUUAUGAAAGAACCUAUUGUUUUUGUGUUUUGAUGUUUUAUGAGUCUUUAAUGAGCCUUUAUGAAUAUAAAUUUUUGAACAAAAACUACAAAAAUAUAAGCUAG
Scutellospora calospora is the source of this 132-nucleotide messenger RNA. Lineage: Eukaryota; Fungi; Glomeromycota; Glomeromycetes; Diversisporales; Gigasporaceae. The record is from the annotation of a GenBank genome assembly.